Messenger RNA from Dalotia coriaria, 3217 nucleotides. RefSeq names its product PR domain zinc finger protein 10-like. Gene Ontology annotation, molecular function: protein binding. Gene Ontology annotation, biological process: positive regulation of transcription by RNA polymerase II. NCBI's taxonomy places the organism in Eukaryota, Metazoa, Arthropoda, Insecta, Coleoptera, Staphylinidae. The transcript has 5 exons. The record is from RefSeq and is a predicted model, not a curated record. Gene Ontology annotation, cellular component: nucleus. Bases 205 to 2664 code for a protein of 819 amino acids.
AUUUUAAAUAUUGUUCGGUUUAAUUUAAAUUUUUGCGUUGUUUUCACUUGUUUCAUUGUCAAACGUUGAAUGUAAAUGGCAACAAUGCACGUCAACAAGCGAAACUGUAAUGGUGGAUCCUAACAAAUUUCCGAUCCGAUUUGAUUUUCAUUUGUUAAAUAAACCUAGCAAUUUCUCGAAGUUUGGUAUGGAUAGAUUGACAAAAUGAUGCAAAGCAUUAAGGGGGCUCUGCAGCCCUGCACCGAUGGCCCCCUCGACUGGCCAAACAACGAUUCGGUGCUCUGCAUCGCCGUCGAAUACGUCAAGAACGACUACAAAUUACCCACGACCGACAUGCAGCCGCCACCUGAACAACACUCACAGGUGUACACUCACCACCAAUUUGACCAGAACUUGGACAUGUUAGACCCUCAUAUGGAUGCAAUCACACCUUACAGUCCCAUGUACACUGAGACAACAAACCAAAGUGGCAUUGUUAAACAGAUAAUAACAAACACCAGCCAACAACCUGAACCCAAUGAAUUAUCACCAAAUGAUUUCCUACAAAUGGUUGAUAAUUCACAUCCAGUGGUACAAAACAUUCAAAUGGUGCCUGAUCAGGAUCAAGAUGUUGAUAUUCUGAUCACAGACCAGGCUACUGGGAUAUCCUAUUUAGUUGAGAGAUGUUUGAAUGAUUCUCAACUUAUGGACACAGAUGUUUUGUUGGAUAGUGAUUUAUUAUCACUGGAUGAGAAUGUUUUGAAAUCUCAACUUGCUGAGAAUAUAACAGAAGAAACUUUAGGGCAGGAAAUUUUGAAAACAAAAGAGAAUAAUGAGUUUAUUGAACAUGAAGAGGAUUUAGUUCUGGCUGUGCAGCAAAUAUGCGAUCGACCGAUUCAGACACGCGCGAGAGCAUCGUUGCCUGUUUCACAUUUGGUUAUAAACAAAAAUCAACGCGGUGAUGAAAGUGUAUUUGCAAAGAAGUUCAUUCCAUGCCGAACCAAGUUCGGACCGAUCGAAGGUGUCUUAUCCAUGGAUCAAAUCAAAUACGAGCAGGAUCAAGUACAUCUUUCCGUUGAUGUUAAUGGAGUUUUGCAGCGGUUGUAUGUUACAAAUGAUAAUUUAUCUAAUUGGAUGUGCUUUGUUCAACUCGCCACGAAACACUCCGAGCAAAACCUGGUUCUCUUUCAACAAGACAACCAUUUAUACUUUCUUACAACUAAGAAUAUUCACGCUAAGCAAGAAUUGCUUGUCGGCUAUAGUUCUAGUUACGCCUUGCGCAGAAACCUCCCCGUCUUGGAAGCGGAAGUAGACGAAGACGAUCUGUGGCCUUGUUACGAGUGCCCCAUGAAAUUUCUUACCUCCGAAGAGUUUCAGAAACAUUUGGAGAAACACGACGACAAAUUCGCGUCGAAUAACCGCCGAAAUACUCAGACGCAGACACAAUCAAAGCAAUCAAAACCAGAAGUACCUAAAGCGAAUAAAGGUAAAUUACCAGAAGUGAAGAAAAAAGAGGAAUACAAAUGUCCGAAGUGUUACAAAGGUUUCGCGACUAGUGAUCGCAUUCAGCGUCAUAUGAUGGUUCACGGCGAUGAGGCAACCAAACCAUUGCAAUGCGAUAAAUGUCACAAGCGUUUCCUCAAUAGUUCCGCGCUGUCUUGUCAUUUGAAAACACACUUAUUCGGUGUUAAAGUUUACGAAUGCCCGAUUUGCAAAGAGAGUUUCCAGCAUAUUCUACAACUGAAAAGUCACGUGACGAAACAUUCCGUUGACGGAAAAUUUACGUGUCCUUCAUGCAAGAAAGUUUUCGUUAAGUACAGCAUUAUCCGUAAACACAUCAGGGCUUUCCAUUGCGAUAAAGUGCAUGAAUGUCCUGAUUGUGAUAAAGCCUUCCCGACUCUCGAUAAACUCCGUAUGCAUACUUUGAAACACUCGGAUCAUCGCGAGUUUUUAUGCGCGGACUGCGGCAAACAGUUCAAACGCAAAGAUAAACUCCGUGAACAUUGCAAGAAGGUACACAACGAAGACGGCGAAGAAAAAAACGAACGCAAAGUUAAAACUGAACCGACGGAUUAUCAUCGAUUUAUCUAUAAGUGUCACGCUUGUUUAUUGGGUUUCAAACGUCGUGGAAUGUUGGUGAAUCACCUCGCAAAGCGGCAUCCGGAUGUGAGUCCUGAAACAGUUCCGGAGCUGAACUUGCCUAUUUAUAGGAUCACCAAGGAUUAUUAUUGUAACUAUUGCGAGAAGAUUUACAAGUCGAGUUCGAAGCGUAAAGCGCAUAUUUUGAAAAAUCACCCGGGACUGGCGCUGCCGUUGGGACACCGUGCUGCUGAUACAAGCAGUAAAGUUAUGGAUUUGCCGAAUCCGACUUUUUCGCAGACUGUUGGUAGUUUUACGACGCGUCCGCAGGCCUGCUGUUGGUGCCAUCGGCAAUACGCUAGUAAAGCGAAAUUAUUGCAACAUCAGCGUAAGAAGCACUCGGAGAUGAUGGAAAUGGAAAAGCAGAACUUUGCGGAGAAGGAUGUUAAUCUCCUGGCGGAGGUUUGUGAUGUGGCUGGGACGGAGGAAGGGUAUUAUCAGUUGAUUUCACUUGCGAAUGGCAAUCAUCAUCCUGAAGACAUAUCAACCGACGAGAGGCUUUACGGGCUUGUUAACAUUGAAAAUGGUCUUGUUCCUCCACGUUGAAGAAUCGCAAUCGAUCUGAAAUUGUUGGCAACUUUUUGGAUUCCUCGUUGAAUGCAUUGUGAAGACAAUGCGAAUUGGUAACCCGAGGAAGAAUUAAUUGUUUCACUUCACCGGACUUGCUACUAGAAGCGUCCGUUGCGAAGUGGGGUGAAUUAUUGAAUUGCACUGCUUUUGUGCCGUGGGCUGAACACCCACGUACCAUUAGAUGAUUCAACCGUUGUUUAAUUUAUUGUUUUGUUACUUGUACUUGCCGCUGACGCAAAAAUUCGAUAUGACAUUGUUCUUGUUUAGUGAAAAAUGUUUGCCGAUUGUUGCGCAUUUUCACUUUUGCGAAGAUAUUUACUUGUGGACAUUUAAAAUUGGGUCUCUUUGAUAAAAAUUUAGUGCUAUUUGCCCGCAGAUGGCAGAAGUGAUGAAAUUGUAAUGCUCUGCUUUUUGCUGAUUGAUUCUAGUCAAGAUGAAUUGAUGUGUACUUUGGAAAUAUUUGAAUUUUACUAAUUGUACAACUUUAUCUUGAAGCUUAUUAAUUAAUAUAUUGCUGCUUGCUUAAAGA